UCCUGACAUCAUGUGUGUUGCCAUAAAUGCAGCCACCACCGGUACAAACAACCUGCCUGCCUCCGCUACCUGUCGUCCUGUGUGCCGGUCUCUUGUGCCCCUUGCCCUGGCUUCAGUCCCAGCUCCUCCUCCUCCUCCUCCCCCUUCUCCGACUUCCUGCCAAGGGUUGUUGCCGGCGGAGGAAGAAGAGCGCGAGAGACCGAGACGACGAUGGUGAUGAUGGGGCAGCUGGGGCGGCUGGUGGACGGCAUCAAGUCGAGGCUGCGUGCCGGCGGCGGCGCCGGGAGGAGGGGCGGCGGCCGCUCGGGGAGGAAGGCUUCGGCGUCGGCGUCGGCGUCGGCGGCGGGCUACGACAAGGUGGAGAAGACGGACAGCAUGCGGGUGGAGAUCCGCAGCCGCCAGGCGCGCAAGCUCAUCGCCAAGAACCUCGACGCCGCCGACUCCAUCGCGCGCGCCGCCCGGGCCAACAGGCGCUUCUCCUUCCUCGCCUGCUGACCAGCAUCGAUCGCGAGGAGCCAAGAGCCAACCAACCAAGAGCUCCAUCAGGAACUACUGCUACUACCAUUCCCGGUUCUCUACAUCUGUUUUACUACCUACGUAGUAAUAGUGCAAGCAGGCACCAAAAAUUGCAUGCCGAGUAUGUGACUCUGUAGUUUCUUAUACUGAACAAAAAAAAGGCUGUAGCGCGAUAGGAACAUCUCCAGCGGUCUUCGUUUCCUCAAUAAUCUAUCAAUAUUGGAAAAAGUAUACUCUACCAGUCCACCAAAACCUCUCAAUUUUCUCAAUAAUAUAUUAUUAGUUUGUCCGGAUAUUUUACCCCAACUCUAAUAGAGAAUUUCUACUCUCCCAA
Messenger RNA from Panicum virgatum (switchgrass), 850 nucleotides. RefSeq lists its product as uncharacterized. Lineage: Eukaryota; Viridiplantae; Streptophyta; Magnoliopsida; Poales; Poaceae. Bases 211 to 495 code for a protein of 94 amino acids. The record is from RefSeq and is a predicted model, not a curated record. The transcript has 2 exons.